Molecule: messenger RNA, 426 nt
Organism: Effrenium voratum
Lineage: Eukaryota; Dinophyceae; Suessiales; Symbiodiniaceae
Source: the annotation of a GenBank genome assembly
AUGCCACGAGAGACGGCGGUGCUCUCCACGCCGCGGUGUCCAGGGACUCAUUGGUACCAGAUCCGGUUCCUUCUGGAGGUUCCUUUGGCGGUGAACGCCGGGCAGCACGUGGAAGGUACUUCGAAGAUGGAGGCUAACAACCUGCAAUCCUACUACAUGCGGAUUGACGCCAGAAUAAAGGGGACGAACAUCUCAGCUUCGGCGCCCUGCAUCGAUCUGAAGGUCUUCACCAUUGACGCCCUGCGGCUGCUGCUGGACCAGCUCCGGGACCUGCUGACCAUUCGGCUGCCCUUCCUCGCCAAGGUCAGCUUCCAGAUCCUGUUGACGCACCCAGCCGCAAACGACGAGGAUGAGGACCCCGAAUACCGAUUCUACACCUCCUCGAACUCCUACUGCCCGCCCGCCGAGCUUGGUGGCCUGCGGUGA